This is a messenger RNA of Stereum hirsutum FP-91666 SS1, 579 nucleotides long. RefSeq lists its product as uncharacterized. The coding region runs from base 1 to 579 and encodes 192 amino acids. The record is from RefSeq and is a predicted model, not a curated record. Lineage: Eukaryota; Fungi; Basidiomycota; Agaricomycetes; Russulales; Stereaceae. The transcript has a single exon.
AUGGCUCGAAAAUCCGCCAAACCUCGAAAACCUGUGGAGCCCGAAGCAAUAAGUCAAGGUAGUCAAUGGUUUAACACAUCACCGAGCAAAUACAAUGGGAAGACGAGCUCCUCAAUCGCCUCACCGAAAACGUCGUCGUCGGAUGUCUUACCGUUACAAGGCACUACUACUCCUUCCACCAAUACCCCGCAGCCCGAAACACCCAUUCAUUUCCCUACCCCUCUCUCUGCUCCUCCGACAAAAUUCGUGGUCUAUAAGUCCAAAGAAGCCAACGGAGACGAAUCAUCUGGCUUGAAUGCCCAUGCACGUGCCUCCGAUAUCCCUCUUGACCAGUUGUACAUCUCCUCCCAGCAAGAAUCCGAAAUCCGGGCCCUCUACGCUCACGGAACGUCCGUCGUUGACCACAUCUUCGAUAUAAGCGACAGGUUAGACCAGGCGGAGGCAAUGCGACUUCUUGAGGGCUAUGGUGUGGACGAGGCGUCGAGGGAGAACAUGGGGAAUCGCUGGAGCAUUCGGUGGAAGGGGGAGGGGCCGAAGGUGGGCGGAAAGCCUUCACAACGGGUUCUCUAUCAAUGGUGA